This is a messenger RNA of Pseudogymnoascus destructans, 1320 nucleotides long. RefSeq lists its product as uncharacterized. The transcript is spliced from 3 exons. The record is from RefSeq and is a predicted model, not a curated record. Gene Ontology annotation, cellular component: transcription regulator complex. Gene Ontology annotation, biological process: positive regulation of cellular response to amino acid starvation. Gene Ontology annotation, molecular function: RNA polymerase II cis-regulatory region sequence-specific DNA binding; DNA-binding transcription factor activity, RNA polymerase II-specific. The coding region runs from base 1 to 1320 and encodes 439 amino acids. NCBI's taxonomy places the organism in Eukaryota, Fungi, Ascomycota, Leotiomycetes, Thelebolales, Thelebolaceae.
AUGCCCGAGGCAGUAAUGCCCAUCACCCCUAUUCUUUUCCAAGACCUGAACAACAGCAUUCCUCGGAACAGCUCAAGCUCUCAGCAACUACCCCCCUCCACCAUUCUACCCAACGUCUUUACGACGGCUUCCCAAAACCCUCAGUCACUAUGGCCUACCCAACCCCAAUCAACGAGCCCUUUGGCACCACAGCAAUCGCAGCAACCCUCCUCCCCACAGACGGAUUAUCAAACUCCUCCGGACUUCGUGCUCUUCCCGCGUCGUUCUCUCGACGCGUCUCCCAACGCUCAGAAUAUCCCUAAUCUGCCCCGCAACCACGCCCCCAGUGGUAACAGUCGUCGUCACUCCGCAAGCCCCCUGUCUGCCCCGUCCCUACAGAACCAGAGAGUAGCCGCGAUCAUCCAGGGCACAGGCCAUCAGAUUUCUUCUCCAGCGUUUACAAACCGAUACAAUCCAUUCGCGCAGCACCAGCAGUUCUACGCGCUGUCCGCCCCGUCAUCGUCCGCCGCUCUACAGUCCCAGAUUAGGACCCGUCCCCACGUCCCGCUGUUCUCGCAGAGCACCAGCACCAACAUGCAAUCGUUCCCCCCCACCAACAUGGCGCAAGACAUGAACUUAUUCGACGACUUCGACUCGUUCGACCUCAAGUCCUCGGACAACGUCAACUUCCCAGAUCUCGACUACAAGUACUCGCCCGCAGUGCCCACCAUGUACUCGCCCGCACCAGCCAUGAACCGAACCGAUUCCGCGUCCACGAGCAUGGGCACGGUGUCGCCGCAGGACCUCAUGGUUCGCGACGCCACCUUCUCCGCGCCCAACUCCACCGUCUUCACCAACCUGACGUCUCCCUCUCAAUACAACGAGUCGCCCGACUACCUCCACGACCUCGACGUCUCCCCAAUGUACAACUCGGACGACCUCAACGGCGGCGACCCGUGGUUCCCCCUCUUCCCCGAAGGCGACGUUUCCUUCCCCGCCCCCGUCGCGGCUGAUACGUCUCCUCUCGCCGCAGACGAGGAGCUCGAGGUCGGCGACGCCCUCCGCGAGCGCCGCCGUCGCUCCGACAGUUCUCCUCACUCCAAGGCUGCCUCCGCAGCCGCGGGUGUCAGCGCCCGCAAGCGCAACCAGCCCCUCCCACCCAUCGUGGUCGAGGACCCCAACGACACUGUCGCCAUCAAGCGCGCGCGCAACACGCUUGCGGCGCGCAAGUCGAGGCAGAAGAAGAUGGAGCGCUUUGACGAGCUCGAGGCGGAGAUUGCAAGGAUCGCCUCGGAGAGGGAUAUGUGGAAGGCGAAGGCGCUCGCGAGGGGCGCGAACUGA